AUGCUACUAAAGAAGAGGUACAUUCUUGGCGACUUCAACAAGUACGCGACAGGCAGGCUCGCGACCCACUUUGCCGCCAUCUCGGACAUGGCACUCUACGAGUUCUCCGAAAAGCUAUAUCUUGACGAGAAGAACAACGCACGUCGAUGCCACAUGCUCCUUGUUGGUCACUACUCACGGAAAUCCGGCGGGCCGCCAGUAUGGGCACACGCUACGGGUGAAAGGAUUUGCUACUACUCCGGAUCAGGAACCCAAGUGACUCCGUUGGUCCAAGACAUACACUCGUCCAAAGUCUACUACGAUCCUCCCUUCAGCUACAUCGGUGGGUCGCAGGAUUACGGUAGCUUGAAGCCUGGAAUGAAUCCGGAACGCAAGCUUGAGCGUGCGGUAGUUGAUUCCGCUAUCAACUUCAUCUUCUUGCUGAGCGGAAGACUGGAGCAGGUCUCUGAUCUGAUGAAUCCGGACAUACUUAGCCAUUUCAGACUUGCCUGUACGAAUUUGGUCCGACAUCGAAAACCUUGUGUGGGAGACGCUUCAUACAAGCAGGGUUCGGACACGGCAGUCUUUGGUGCACCCGCGAGUGGGCAGCUACAUUCUCAUGAGCCCAUUGCGCCCGCUGAAUCAAACCUCUCGCUUGCGCGCCUUAGCAUGGAUACGGCCUCGCCCAGUCCAGGAAAACGUCAGUUUGUAGACCUUAGCGACGAUCUGACCGAUGGGCUACCAACUAGUAAGUACAUCAUCCGCGCUUCUCUGGAACUUGGCUAA
Alternaria ethzedia is the source of this 765-nucleotide messenger RNA. RefSeq lists its product as uncharacterized. The transcript has a single exon. The coding region runs from base 1 to 765 and encodes 254 amino acids. The record is from RefSeq and is a predicted model, not a curated record. Lineage: Eukaryota; Fungi; Ascomycota; Dothideomycetes; Pleosporales; Pleosporaceae.